GAUAUAUGUACUAAACAAUAGGAAAUAUCAGAACAUGUAGAUUUUUAUUUUUAAAAAUUACAAUAUCUUUUACUGCGUAGGAGCUGUACAAUUUGCACAUUAACGUUUUCUUUUCAUCCAAGGUUAUUAAAAAUUCAUACGACUGGUCCCUUUGUCUUUAGAAGAACCAUACAAUUAAGUGCUUUUAAGUGCCUACUAAUUUCAGCAUGAGUGGAAGUGGCGGUAACUCUUAGCGAAAAAAGGAGUUGCGGUUUUGAUGUCAGGGCUGCUACAUCGUAAAUAAUUCAAAAUGAACAUUUGCAACUGGAGACUAUAUCGUUCUUGCUGUCUACUUCGGAGUAACGUAAUAGCGAGAUGUGGUCGAGUAUUUUCAUCCCCCUCAAAGCCAAAAGAGGACAAAUUCAAGAUAGAGGAUAAGCCAUCUUGUUCAAGUAAAAAUGACUGGAUCGGGCCUCCAGAUCCUAUCUCUAAUAUCAGACCUGUGAAAUUUGGAGAACAUCCUGAAGAAACAGACACAGAGCGCAGUUUUCGACAACAGUGGGUAACGACCAUACAGUGGAAUCAAGAAUUCUGGUAUAAACAUAAUACCAAGUUCUUCAAGGAGAAAGAUGACUUUGUGAAAAAUAUAGAACAAAACAAAGGAGAAAGUAGCAUUUCUUUGGAAGAUCUUUCCAAGUUCUACAAAACAUUUUUGGAUGAAAAUAGGAAAACCCACUUGAAUUAUAACCGGGAAUGGUACAAAAGAAAUAUCUCCCUCUUAUGGCCUGCUAUGAAAGUUGCAUUCAUCCGAGGUUUACGACGAUUAAAGACAACUGCACCUCAAUCAUGAGAAAGAAAAGAAUGUGAGGAAUGAGUGUGUAAGGAAUGGAGAGAAUUGAGUGGAUGGUGCUGAAGGGAGUAAUUUUGUGUGCUUGUAAUGUUUACAUAUUGAGACCUUUGCUGAUAAAUGUAUGCUUGUGUCAUAUCACCAAGAAAAAUGUUUUCCCCUGUUUGUUCAUAUCUGCAAAACAAAAUAAAAAACAAAAAAAUGAGUGACAACUAACCAAAAAGACUGCAGAACCAUUUCAAUAAAUCUUUGAGACAAAAGCA
Molecule: messenger RNA, 1089 nt
Organism: Pomacea canaliculata
Lineage: Eukaryota; Metazoa; Mollusca; Gastropoda; Architaenioglossa; Ampullariidae
Product: APOPT family protein Y39B6A.34, mitochondrial-like
Exons: 4
Coding region: 290-829 (179 amino acids)
Biological process (GO): intrinsic apoptotic signaling pathway
Cellular component (GO): mitochondrion
Source: RefSeq, a predicted model, not a curated record